AUGAGUUUUGAACUCGCACACAUGACUGCUCAUUUGCCUCAUCAAAGAGAUUUCGUAAAACGUACGGACAAUGACAGAACCGUUUCAAAGACUCCAAACAAGAAACACUGUUUUUCAUCAUUAUCAUCAUUUUGGUUUGGUCUGUUGAUAGGCGGACUCACUGGUGGUAUAAUAUUGGCUGUUAUACUCACAUUUUAUAUAACAUCAUCGUAUGAAAAUGCAUCGGGAACAGGUGCGAUUGGGAUAACUACAGUCAACACUGCUGUUUCUACUUCUUCAACGAUUAUCUCAACAACAACGACAACUCCUUUACCAGGAUCGACAGUUGUCAAUUCAAUGAAUUAUGCUCGAGCUCAACAUUCCGCAUUUGUGCUAACGAAUGGAAAAGUCUUAGUGACUGCUGGGAGAAAUAGUAGUUCCGCUCUAAGUUCCUCCGAGCUAUACGAUCCAUCUACAGGAAUUUGGACACUAACUGGUAAUCUGGAUUUUGCUCGAUAUAAACAUACAGCAUCGAUCUUAACAAAUGGAAAAAUAUUAACUGCCGGAGGAUACAAUGGCAGCGUUUAUACAUCUAAAACUGAAUUAUAUGACCCAUCCACAGGACUAUGGACAAUCACUAAUGUUAUGAACAGCAUUCGAUAUACACAUACAGCAUGCAUAUUAGCAAAUGGAAACGUCUUAGUCAGCGGUGGAUAUAAUGGUGGCGGUACAAAUUUAAAAAGUGCUGAAGUGUACAAUUCAUCAUCAGGAGUAUGGGCAGUUACUGGUGAUAUGCUCUAUAUUAGACGCUUACAUACAUUGACUCUGUUAUCGGAUGGACGUGUUUUAACUGCUAGUGGAUAUAAUGGAAGUGUCGCUUUGGACACCACUGAAUUGUACGAUCCAUCAACAGGAACAUGGACACUCACUGGUAAAAUGAAUUAUGGUCGAUAUUAUCAUACCGAGUCGAUAUUAACAAAUGGAAAAGUACUAGUUAUUGGUGGACACAAUGGUACUGCUCCUGUCGAUAGUGUUGAAUUGUAUGACCCAUCAGUAGGAACGUGGACACUUACGGGUAAAAUGAAUUAUGCUCGUUAUUGUCAUACUGCAUCUGUAUUAUCGAAUGGAAAAAUAUUAGUUAUUGGUGGAUAUAAUGGCACAACCGCUUUAAAUACCACUGAGUUAUAUGAUCCAGCAACAGGAGUUUGGACAGUCACUAAUAGUACAAACUAUGCUCGAUAUUGUCAUACAGCAUCUAUGUUAUCAAAUGGAAAAAUAUUAAUUGCCGGAGGGAUGGGUAGCAGUGGUUAUUUAAAUACUGCGGAGCUGUAUCAACCAUAA
Adineta ricciae is the source of this 1320-nucleotide messenger RNA. NCBI's taxonomy places the organism in Eukaryota, Metazoa, Rotifera, Eurotatoria, Adinetida, Adinetidae. The record is from the annotation of a GenBank genome assembly.